AGAUGUUCCUUACAGAAAUGGAAGAAUAGAGAGGCUUAAAUGCUGUUCCUGCAGCUUUUGAUCAAGGAUACUAAAGAUUGUUCAAACGGGAAAGCUUUUGUUUUCUUUUUGAGAUCACAUGACGCUGAUUGGCCGAGGCAACAUUUUUCCAACCAGCUUUUUCACAGCUACGCCACUACAGAUGCUCUGGGUCGGCGAGUCCACUUGAUGUCUGCACCCUCAGGGGGUGGGAGGGUCUGCAAAGUCCAACAGUCCGUGACCUCAGCUCAAACCUCCAACUAUCCCACACGUCAUCUCUUAUAUGGAGGGUGUAGCGAUGGACAACCUGAUAGACUUUGACCUCCCCUCAGAAGUCUCAACGCUGAGCGUAGACGGAGGCCAACAACAAGGCCACACAGACAUUUUCUCCCCAGAGCCCAGGUCCUCAGUGGGUGUUCACCAGCAGCCCUUACUACCAGAGCCCAUGGCACCCACCAAGUCUGGCUCUCACCACCAUCACCACCACAAUCAAGAGGAUGGGGACAACGACAGCGAUGCUACAGAGUCUGCAGACAGCGAGAAUGACAUGGACCCCCCCUCCGAAACGUGGGAGCUGAGGAGGUCGUCAUCCUCGUCGGCACACAGUGGAGAGGACGCUGACGCCGACACAGUGGAGAGGAGGAAGUUCAUGAAGGCUUAUGUGGAGAAGGUAUUUCAUGGAAAGGAGGACUUUGACCAGGAAGAGCAGGCUCGGUUUGGAGAGCUGUGUAGCGGAGAGAACGGCAAAGGUCGGGAGUGGUUCGCCAAAUACGUCAGUGCACAGCGCUGCCACUCCAAAUGUGUGAGUGAAGCCACCUUCUACAGACUGGUGCAGUCGUUUGCAGUGGUGCUGUUUGAAUGUCACCAGAUGGACGACUACACCCCGGCCAAAAACCUCAUGACCAUGUGCUUCACAUACUACUAUCUCGGAAAGUCUCAGCCGUCUCCCUCUGAGCUGCUGGAUCGUGGUCCUCCAGUGAGUCUGGAUUCAUAUCUCAACAAAGCAAACUCCUGGCUGUCUGGGAAGAAAGAUGCUGCAGAGCGCCUCCUUAAAAACACGUCAAAGUCUGACGUCAAAGGCUUCUUUGGAGGUCUGGAGAGCAAACUGAGGAGCUCAGUGGCUCCCAAGACUGAGGAUGGUGAAAGAACAGGACAGACAAAGCCCACAUCACCAGCAUCUGAUGCUCCAGAGGAAAAGAAAAAUGAAAAGGUGUACCUGUACACUCACCUGAAGCAGCAGCCCAUAUGGCAUACGUUACGGUUUUGGAACGCUGCGUUUUUUGAUGCUGUCCACUGUGAGAGGACAAAAAGAUCUCCGACCACGAGGGGAACGCAGGACCAAGAGAAGUCUGAGAGGGAGAGGUGGUGUCAUAUGACCCAAGAGGAGAGGGACGACAGCUCCAAAAUCGAUGAGAACAUUGCCUUCGGCCAACUGGGGACAUUCACCCACAACAUGCUGGCGUUUGGACUCAGUAAGAAACUCUGCAAUGACUUCCUGAAGAAGCAGGCAGUCAUUGGCAACCUGAAUGAAGAACAGUACAAGUUGCUGAUCGACCAUAUCGAGAAAAUGGCAGCUGAGUGAGUCUGAUGAGGACAGACUGCAAAAGACUGACUGCAAACACACAAACGCAUGUUAGCGGUUUGUUUCAGCUCAACAUCACCAUAACUAACCGUCCGUCUCACUGUUGUUGCAUUUUAACUGAAAAUUAACUUCCAUGCAGAACUGGACUCUGUCAUAUUGUAGCAAAUCCAGCCUGGUAGUGCUCAUCUGCACCCCGUCCUGUUUUAGCAAUAAUACGUCUUUAGCAGGCUUUAGUUUCUCCCAGUAACUCCUGUGUUUGUGUGAGCAGCUUUACUAAGACAAAGAAGCAUAAAGGGAAGGAUCCAGUUUAAAUCUAAACAGCCUCAGUGUGGAGUCAGGCUCUCUGGAUGUGUGUACAUCAUAUAUCCUGUGUGUUGUUUUGCUCUCUUUGUGGUGGUUAUAUUUAUUACAAGUAACACAACUAACCGCUUCUAUUUAAACAGCGUACCGAGUAUCUGUUGUCCUGCCUUGUUACAUUUUUUCUUACAUGUGUACCAGUGUAUACAGUUCGAUAUUAAAUGGCAAUAAUAACUCUUAAUGUUAAAAUGUGCUCUAAUAUCAGCUGAUGUCUGGUCAGUUUUAAUCACUAUGACAGCUUAUUUCCUCUCUGUCUUCUCUGUAGUUGUGUAGUGUCUUGUGUGGCCAUAAAAUCAUAAAUAGGAGUAUUAAACAUGUAAAUUCAUCUGUUAAAUCUGAUUUGACAUUUCCCUUAUCGUCUUUUUAAAGAAAAUGUUAGAUAUCUUGAGAAGUCAAAUUAUAUCUCUUAAUAAAUAUUAGUUUCAUGCAGAGAGUCAGAGAGAAAGGAUACACCCUGCUCAUGUCUGUGCUUAAUAUGAAGCUACAGCAAGAAAACAAUUAGCUUAACUUAGCAUUAUGCCUGAAAAGAGAGAAGGGACUGCAAACCUGGCUCAGUUUAAAGCCCCUCAUUGACAUGAGAAGAGGAGAGCAGGGUGAGAGGUUAGAGAGGGGACUGUUUCCAAACCUCAGCUUAAUUCUUUAAGGAAAGCCACAUAUCAGAUUUUCAAACCCUUAAAGAUGUGUGCCUCUUUUUGCUUGACUAACCCAGGGAACAUCUCUUGAGCAGAAUCUUCUCCACCAAGUAAAACUGUAUAUCUAUUUUGCAAUAAAAUGGUUAAAUAUUUGGCCUAUUAUUAUUAUUAUUAUUAUAAUUAUUAUUAUUAUUGUUGUUGUUGUUGUUGUUGUUGUUGUUGUCAAUAUAUUGUAACAUGUUAGGUCACUUAAGAGGCUCUUGAGCAGACCUUUUGUUUAUUCCUGUCUUGAUGCUAAGCUAACCUAAUUGUAUGCUAUGGAUAGUUUGAUAUUAACCUUGUUUAACUGUGGGGGAGAAAAAAUAAAGACUCAGAGCAGCAAAGUCUUCCAAAAAAUGUGAAAGCUGAUUUAAGUCGUUCUGUGGAACAUAUCGGAUAUACACUGAUAUUACAUUUCUUUUUUUUAUAUAAAAACUUUCUUAUACCCUUGGGAACAUUACCAAUCCAAAGUGCCUUCCAUAAAAGUAACUGUCCCUGUCUUGAUCCCCUGAUGCCCACCCUCACAGCUCAACCAAACACUUGAGCAGGGUUUGCAAACAUGGUAUUUCUUCCUCAGUCAAUAACGGAAAAAACACCCCCGCAUGCUUCUGGAAGUCUUUCUAUCUAUGCUCUCAGUGUUGAGUCUAAGUGAUAGUCCUUUAAUUCCUGCUCCUUGUGUGUCCAUCUGUCUUUCUACCCUGCAUGUGUAUCCCACAUUAAGAAAAUGUCAAAUGAAUGACUGAACUUUGAAGUGACAGAUGUAUUACUUCCUCCUACCACUGCGGGGCAGCAUUGUAGCUUCAUUUAAAGGCAUGUCUCACUGACAGAUUCCUUAAUUCAUUUUAGUAACAUGAAAAAAAUAUGGUUCUGUGAUUUUAAAUAUGUUUAUUUCCAUGUGAAUACCGGGGUGAUGCACUUUCUGGCAGGUUGAAUCUUCUUUUAGAUUGUUAAUCUGUUUUGUCUCUAAUGAAGCCAUGUUGUAAAUAGUGUACAUGUUUCUUUGUGUUGUAAGAAUUUAUAUUGUGCUGUUAUUGUGAGUUUUUGAACUUAGAUCGUAAAUGUACAAAAAUAGCUGUAAUAGAGCAUUAUAGCUGUUCAUAUUAGGAACAUAAAUGUGCAAAUGUAAGACCCUGAAGUGCUCCUGAACAUUUAGCCUCUGUUUGAUGUGGCGUUCAAAGUAUGUACAUAGUGUUGUGACAUUUUAGCCAUUUAAAUGUACAGUAAUUGAUUUUAUGAUUCCUAUAGAAAGCCAUGCAAACCUCUGUAUCCUUCAAACUGUUUCUAAUGACUCUUAUUUACCCAAGUGUCUUUCUGCAUGUGGUCAAAGUCCAUUUCUUCAUGUAUGAAUUGUAUUCUUCGACUUCUUAAACCAUCGUGCUCCCCCGAUGAGGUACCAACUAUACUGUAUUGUACUGAUUUGCUCAGCAUGAGCCAUUUGCACUACAUUUAGUCCAUAAUACUCUCUUUACACAUGUUCAUGUGACUAAAGUAACUGAUAGCUUUUAUAUUUGUUCACUGCAUGCUGUCUCUACAUUGGGCAUAUCUGUUGUGAACUGUUGACCAAAGUUUGUCUUUUAUUGCCUGGAUGUAAACUUCUUUUCAGCCAUUCUGACUUUGUGUAAAGUAUCAUCAAAGUGGAGUAUAUCAUUAAAGUACUGCAUUACA
Messenger RNA from Cheilinus undulatus (humphead wrasse), 4293 nucleotides. Its product is annotated as KIAA0513 ortholog. Bases 302 to 1600 code for a protein of 432 amino acids. Lineage: Eukaryota; Metazoa; Chordata; Actinopteri; Labriformes; Labridae. The transcript is spliced from 13 exons. The record is from RefSeq and is a predicted model, not a curated record.